AGGGUGUUGAUUUUGAGGGUUAGGGUUAUUUCCUUUUUUCCCGUUCUCCCAUACAGAGAAAAACGUAAGCAGUCAAAAAAGACUAUAGGCCUUGGAGGCCUAUGCAACAAGACACAGAAAUAAAUACACUCAGUUUACUAAAUGUGCAUCUCUCUCUCUCUCUCUCUCUCACACACACACACACACACUUUCUUUUCUUCCCUCUCUCCCUCUUCUCCUCCAUGUACAGAUCAGACAGGAAGUUGGGUGUGUGUAAGGGGAUCUCUGAGGGCUUGUCUGCAUCAGGGGUGGAGGCCUCCGGGCGGAUGAUGUUCUUCCGCCACCUGGAGCGAGUGGAGACCAUGCGCUGCUACUGGGAGCAGAGAGAACAACAGUUCAAAGCAAAAAAGGAUGAUGAGACGUUCCAGUUGAAAAACCUCAAAUCACAGAAGAAAAAGAAGACUCCAGAUGAUUCAGAUACUGCCCAGGCUCUGCUUUCAGAAGAGGUGCAAAAACUCAACAAAGAGAACUUCCAGUGUUCCUAUGACGACUGCAAUGAUGCUGAAACUUCUCUCAGUGACUUCCAGGUCCAGGAGAGCAAAGAGACAGUGGAACUGGUCUCAGAGAAAGGCAAAGAGAAGAGAGAGACAGACGCACAGCUGGAACAACAGCUGUCUGAAGAGGUGCAAAAACUCAACCAAGAGAAUUUCCAGUGUUCCUAUGACGACCUCAGUGAUGCUGAAGGUUCUCACAGUGACCUCCAACUCCUGGAAAGGAAAGAGACAGUGGACCUGGUCUCAGAUAAAGACAAAGAGAAGAGAGAGACAGACACACCGCUGGAAAAACAGCUUUCAGAAGUGGUGCAAAACCUCAACCAAGAGAACUUCCAGCGUUCCUAUGACGACCACAAUGAUGCUGAAAGUUCUGUCAGUGACAUGCAGCUCCAGGAGAGCAAAGAGACAGUGGACCUGGUCUCAGAGAAAGACAAAGAGAGGAGAGAGACAGACACACCGCUGGAAAAACAGCUUUCAGAAGUGGUGCAAAACCUCAACCAAGAGAACUUCCAGUGUUCCUAUGACGAUGGCAAUGAUGCUGAAAGUUCUGUCAGUGACAUGCAACUCCAGGAGAGGAAAGAGACAGUGGAUCUGGUCUCAGAGAAAGACAAAGAGAGGAGAGAGACAGACGUACAGCUGGAACAACAGCUGUCUGAAGAGGUGCAAAACCUCCAUUGUUCCUGUGACGAUCUCGGUGAUGCUGAAGGUUCUCACAGUGACCUCCAACUCCAGGAAAGGAGAGAGACAGUGGAACUGGUGUCAGAGAAAGACAAAGAGAAGAAAGAGAUAGACACACCACUGGAAAAACAGCUUUCAGAAGUGGUGCAAAACCUCAACCAAGAGAACUUCCAGCGUUCCUAUGACGACCACAAUGAUGCUGAAAGUUCUGUCAGUGACAUGCAGCUCCAGGAGAGGAAAGAGACAGUGGACCUGGUCUCAGAGAAAGACAAAGAGAAGAGAGAGACAGACGCACCACUGGAAAAGAAGAUCGAGAAACACGAUCAAGAACCCGGGAAACAUGAGUGCGAGACAGAGUUGGAAGAGGCCAUGCAGAAACACGAAGCUGUAAAGGAGGAGGAGAUCAAGAAAGAGGAGAGCAAAGAUGUGGAUCAGCCUCAUACAGCGCUGCUUGGCAGCAGCCAAAGUCCUGAGGCGAUGCUGAGCUCUAAGCGUCACCUGUCCCAAGAAUACCUGCAAAGAGAAGAACAGAAAAAGAGCCGGAAGGAGGAGAAAGAGGAGGAGGAGGAGGGGAAAGAGAAGAAAGAGGAAGAACAACAGGCAGCGGAGGUGAGGAAUGAGGCGAAGACUGAAGAGGGGAAGAGCACUGCGGCGUCAGCGGGACCUCCGCAUGUGGAUGUGCAGGACGGGGAGGCGUCCACAGGGGAGUACAUUAUUGAUUCCUCCCCGCCUCCUCCUGCCCCGUUUGAGCAUCGGAUUGUAACGACCAAAACACAGCAAAUCAACGCUUUCUAUACCAUCAAUUUGGAUGAGAUUCUUGGAGGGGGGCGUUUUGGCCAAGUUCACAAGUGUGUAGAGAAAGCCUCUGGUAUGACGCUAGCUGCUAAGAUCAUCAAAGCAAGGAGUCAGAAAGAGAAGGACGAUGUAAAGAAUGAAAUUCAGGUGAUGAAUCAGCUGGACCAUGCUAAUCUUAUCCAACUCUACGCUGCCUUUGAGUCCCGUUAUGGCAUCACUCUUGUACUUGAAUAUGUGGAAGGAGGGGAGCUCUUUGACAGGAUCAUUGAUGACAGCUGUAAUGUGACAGAGCUGGACACAGUGCUCUUCAUCAGGCAGAUCAGUGAAGGACUACAGUACAUGCAUAGAAUGUACAUCCUGCAUCUAGACCUGAAGCCAGAGAACAUUCUAUGUGUGAGCAGGGAGACAAACAAGAUCAAAAUCAUUGACUUCGGCCUUGCCAGGAGGUAUAAACCAAGAGAGAAGUUGAGAGUAAACUUUGGCACACCAGAGUUUUUGGCUCCGGAGGUUAUUAAUUACGAUUUUGUCUCCUUCCCCACGGACAUGUGGAGCCUUGGAGUGAUUACAUAUAUGCUGCUGAGUGGUCUGUCUCCAUUCCUGGGGGACGAUGACCAUGAGACUCUGAACAACAUCCUGGCCUGUCAGUGGAGCUUUGAGGUGGCUGAAUUUGCACAGACCUCAGACGAGGCAAAAGACUUCAUCACUCGACUGCUGGUCAAGAGCAAGUGCUGGAGGAUGAGUGCGUCUCAGUCUCUUAAGCACCCCUGGCUCUCAGACCGUGGACUUCAUUACCGUCUGUAUGAGAGGCAAAAGCAACUGGAUUUGUCCAAAGACACACCUCCACCACCAGCCCCUGAAAGCUAAGCAGAAUGAAACACUGACCUCUUAAGGUCAUGGCACAAACCAGGACCAAUCACUAUGAUGCCUGCUGUCACAUACACAGAAUGUAUUCAUUGCACACACGUACCCACACGCUCACAUGGUCAUACUCUCACACAUACACAUACCCACUGCCACACCUCCAUGCUUGCACACACACACUCACUAACUCACUCACUCACUCACUCUCUCUCACACACACACACACACACAGACACUUGUUUGAGUUCCCUUAGAGAAGACCUUCAGUCUUACACUUCCCACUUUUUGGUUUUCCUCUUUAUUUACAGAUUUACAAACUGACCCAGCCCUCACUGGAUAUUUUGUGAAGAGCAUGCAAAAUGGGUAUUCAAAGCGCAGAUAUUUAGCCACUACAUGCAUCUGUUAGAAUUUUCAAGAAGAGAAUAUCUUUUAUCUUCUCAUAAUGCUCCAAUUCUUUUGAUCAAACUUGGUGUGUUGCAAGAAAAUAGUGUUGUGAUAUUCACUUAUUCAGAUCUGCACUUUUAAAAGAAAAUAGCUGCACUUGCAAAAUCUAUCUAGUUUAUAUCUAUUAGAAAUCUGCUAUAAUAUAAUACCAAUUACUGUAUCCUUGAAAAAAACUUGAAAUGCAUAGAUGAUAAUUUACUACUAUAAUUAACACUGACAGUAUUGAGUACUAAUUCUGGUACACUUAAUACCAAAUCAUGCACAGUAGGCCUAUGAGUUCAGACAGAAUGGAAAGUCACAGACAUACACGCGCACACACACACACACACACACACACACACACACACACACACACACACACACACACAUAUAUGCUAAUGUUUACUGUGUUAUCAGACAAUUAUAAUGCAAUCUCACCUUCUGUGAAGGCCAAAUAAUCAACAGUCCACUACCUAUGAUUCACUUAUAAUUUAUUGUGUGGUUUUUCGUGUGUAUUGUUUUAAAGUAGAGUAAGAUCACUUCCUAUCCUACUCUUGACAAAUCCCUGACCUAGGCUACAACCCCUGUCCGCUGUCUCUCACUGUGCUAUUGUACAACACACACAAUCCUGCUUCUAGUUUCUAGUAGUUUUUACAUUAAUGUUUACAUUUAGUAAUUUAGCUGAAGCUUUUAUCCAAACGACCUUUUCUAGUCUAGGCUACUCUCCAACAGUAGCCCAAGUUCAAAACCAUGAAGUUGCACCUAAUGUCUAAUUUAUGCAGUUCCAUCUGCUUGUGAAAAGGAGAGUAGGCUACUCCAUCCCUACCCCUCCAGCCCUUGUCCUACAUCCCAUAUCCAUUAGCCUAUUCCUCCUGACGCCCUUCUAGGCUACAUCUAAACGGCUCUCACACUCUGCCUCAAAACUGAACACUGUCCGAGUGGUGAUUGUGUCUCCUGGUGUCUUAGAUAGAUUUAGUUUGUUUCUUUUUUUCUUUCUUUUGAGCUUCAUUUAAUGGCUCUGUUUCAAUUGAGAUGUAGGCCUAUUGAUCAAGCUGUGGUUUUUCAUUUGAGGGUUUUUAUCUAAGCUUGUGAUGUGACUGAAUAAACUGA
Molecule: messenger RNA, 4400 nt
Organism: Alosa sapidissima (American shad)
Lineage: Eukaryota; Metazoa; Chordata; Actinopteri; Clupeiformes; Clupeidae
Product: myosin light chain kinase 3-like
Exons: 14
Coding region: 102-2870 (922 amino acids)
Biological process (GO): positive regulation of apoptotic process; intracellular signal transduction; protein phosphorylation
Cellular component (GO): nucleus; cytoplasm
Molecular function (GO): protein serine/threonine kinase activity; ATP binding
Source: RefSeq, a predicted model, not a curated record